CGAGUAAUAAUAGUAUCAUUUACACGCCUGCCUCAUUGGAAACACUCUGUUGAUCAAAGUGGUUUUCCUUGAUAAUCUUGUGCUGCUGCUCCUUGCGCCUAUUCUCUACUUGUUUCUUCCACCCAGAGAACAAGAUAUCUUUUUGCAUUCAAUCAUCGUUCCAACCCAUCAGUGUCAGUCAAAAUGAUCGCUCGCAACGCAAGGCCGAAGCUUUCACUGUGCACCUCCGCUGCGCAAAAUACUUCUCGUCAGCCUCUGUCCCUCAAGUCUCCCAGCGCCAUACCGCGCACUCCGAUUUCCCCUGCAAGCCCGAGUGCAAAGCGGUUCACGUCUUUCCAAGUACCAAGCUACGCCUACAACAACUCGUGCUCGUCUAAGAGUAUCCUCAAGAAACAUUCGGGCGCCUCAAGUCACGCAGAAAAGCGGAUUCAGUUCAAGGGCACUCCCACUGUCCACUGUGUCACGCCCAUCGAGAAUCCCGAGGAGUACUAUGGCACUUACACCAAGUUGUCACGCGAGGAGCGACGUUGGAUGGUUCGUGAAUGAAGGAGAGGCUGAUGU
Messenger RNA from Aspergillus vadensis CBS 113365, 561 nucleotides. RefSeq lists its product as uncharacterized. NCBI's taxonomy places the organism in Eukaryota, Fungi, Ascomycota, Eurotiomycetes, Eurotiales, Aspergillaceae. The record is from RefSeq and is a predicted model, not a curated record. The coding region runs from base 184 to 546 and encodes 120 amino acids. The transcript has a single exon.